CACCCAUCUUUAGGACAAUAUCAUCAGUAAUGGGGAAGGGGGUGGUUCUGGGUUGUGUUCUUGUGGUUCUUGGUUUUGCACUAACGUGCAGUGCUGCUACCUUCUAUACUGUGGGGGAUAGCUCUGGCUGGGACAUCAGCACUGACCUUGAUACAUGGGCUAAGGACAAGCAAUUCAUAGUUGGUGAUGUUCUAUUGUUCCAAUAUUCAUCAUCCAACAGUGUGAAUGAGGUCACAAAGGAUAGUUUCAAGGGCUGCAACAUGAGUGACACCCUACAAACAAGUAGCAAUGGGAACACAUCAAUUCCUCUGAACAGGCCAGGUGAGAGGUAUUUUGUCUGUGGGAACAAGUUACACUGCCUUGGAGGGAUGAAGCUUCAAGUAAAUGUACAAAAGGACCCUGCAGCUUCACCUGCAGGUGCUCCCGAAGCAUCUGAGGGUUCUCUUCCAAGACCUUCCUCUAAGAACAACAACCCUGCUGCAGCUAUUCCAAAUUCCACAGGGUUUAUCAAUGGUGGAAUGGUUUCUAUUCUAUCAGCUUUUCUGGGUUCCAUGGCUACUUUGUUAUGGAUCUUAUAAACCUACAUGGCUGUUUGAAAUUGUCCAGGUUGUUUCUGAUAUUUGAAGGGGAUCACUUCAGAUACUCUUAUUUUGCUUUGA
Messenger RNA from Vitis riparia (riverbank grape), 659 nucleotides. RefSeq names its product mavicyanin. Gene Ontology annotation, molecular function: electron transfer activity. Gene Ontology annotation, cellular component: plasma membrane. The transcript is spliced from 2 exons. Lineage: Eukaryota; Viridiplantae; Streptophyta; Magnoliopsida; Vitales; Vitaceae. The coding region runs from base 30 to 578 and encodes 182 amino acids. The record is from RefSeq and is a predicted model, not a curated record.